Messenger RNA from Mytilus californianus (California mussel), 4184 nucleotides. Its product is annotated as glucose-6-phosphate exchanger SLC37A2-like. Gene Ontology annotation, cellular component: endoplasmic reticulum membrane. The coding region runs from base 143 to 1918 and encodes 591 amino acids. NCBI's taxonomy places the organism in Eukaryota, Metazoa, Mollusca, Bivalvia, Mytilida, Mytilidae. Gene Ontology annotation, molecular function: glucose 6-phosphate:phosphate antiporter activity. Gene Ontology annotation, biological process: phosphate ion transmembrane transport; glucose-6-phosphate transport. The record is from RefSeq and is a predicted model, not a curated record. The transcript has 17 exons.
GAUGUCCUCUGGUAUUUACAUAAGGAUAAAUCGGAUAAAGAGAUAAACUUUGACACAAUUUUUUCAUAUCAAAAUCAUACAAAAUGUUGUGACCAAAACAAAAAGCCCUCUUUUGAGGUUUUCGUUUCUAAUAGAACAAAUCAUGGUUAACCGAAAACCACCAGGAAUUUACGUGCUCCCAUCUCUUUCUAGAGAAAGCAGAAAUGUAGCGUACAGAGUAUGGAUCCUUAUUUUAACCUUUUUGGUCUACACAUGUUAUCACAUGGCCAAGAAACCUGUCAGUGUUGUCAAGAAUGUACUAUACAGAAAUUGCUCAGUUCCAAUUAAAGAUGGAUACGAACUUGAGAUCGCCCCAGAUAAUACAUCAACAACGUUUUGUGACUGGGCACCUUUUGAUCAAUCAAAUCACAAACAGUUGCUGGGAAGUUUAGACCUGGCAUUUCUAUUCAGUUAUGCAUUUGGAAUGUUCUUUAGUGGACACAUAGCAGAGCGAUUAAAUCUUCGUUACUUCUUGUCAGGAGGUAUGAUGCUUGUUGGAAUAUUUACAGCAGCUUUUGGAAUGGGAUACUUUUUCAACAUACAUAAUAUAUACUUUUAUGUUGGUAUACAAGUAGUAAGUGGACUGGUUCAAAGUUCUGGUUGGCCUAGUGUAGUAACAUGUGUUGGAAACUGGUAUGGUAAGGGCAAACGUGGAUUGAUCAUGGGUAUAUGGAACUCUCACACGUCUGUUGGUAACAUAUUAGGAUCUUUGAUCGGAGGAGCGUUUGUGACAACAGCAUGGGGAUGGUCCUUUGCAGUUCCAGGUUUGAUCACCUUUGGUUUUGGUGUUCUGGUCUUUUUCUUUCUUGUUCCAGAUCCAGAAGAUGUUGGUUGUGACAUGCCAGAUCAACAUGGCACUCAUGUAGUGGCUGAACAUGGAACAAAUAAAACAGUGAAUAAUGAACCUGGUGAACCAGAAAAGAUUGAUUUAACAACUAUAAGUGUGCAUGUUGAUUAUGGGGCGCUAAAUAACAGCAGUAAAAUCAUCAAUGGAAAUUCAGCUAAUGGCGAUGUAAUAAAUGGUCCAGUUGUUUCUGUACAAACCACUGACAUAGUUGACUCAUCAAAUUCUGCAAUAAACCAUACAGUAGACUCAUUAAAACCUGCCAAUGAUUAUGCAUCGGACUCACAAAAACCCGCAAUAAUUAUCUCUACCAAUGGCAACCCAAACAUGGCUAAAAAUGGACAAUCUUAUAGUAGUAUUGAUGCCUCAACGCAGGCCUUAAUCAAACAUAAGCAGGAGAAACCCAUCACAAUCUGGGGAGCAUUCUUUAUACCAGGUGUAGCAGAAUUUUCACUGUGUUUGUUUUGUGCCAAACUAGUCAGUUACACAUUCCUGUUUUGGCUUCCAAAUUAUAUAGAACAUACAGCUCACUAUGAUGCAGAAAAGUCUGCUGAUGUAUCCACACUGUUUGACGUUGGUGGCAUUGUGGGUGGCAUAGCAGCAGGAUUGAUAUCAGAUAAUUUUGGUGGCAGAGCAACCACAUGUGCUGUUAUGUUAGUACUUGCUGCCCCUGUGAUGUAUAUUUACAAUUUAUAUGGAAGUUUAAGUCUAGCCCAUUCUAUAGGACUGUCAUUUGCAUGUGGAACUUUAGUGAAUGGUCCAUAUGCCUUAAUUACAACUGCAGUCAGUGCUGAUUUAGGAACACAUAAAGUUUUAGAAGGCAAUACAAAAGCUUUAGCAACUGUAACAGCUGUUAUUGAUGGUACAGGAAGUAUAGGUGCUGCCAUUGGUCCAUUAUUAGCUGGAUUGAUACCAGUAUGGAAUGAUGUAUUUAUAAUGUUGAUAAUCUCCGACCUUCUAGCUCUCUUGUGCCUUACUAGAUUAGUCUACAAAGAAUUAAGAAUAGACAGAUUAUUAGGAUGUACUGGAGAUUGAUGUUGCCAUGACAACUGGAGAAUUUUGUGACAUUAUCAAAAUCAAUAGUCUGUGGUCAUAUUGACUGGUCUUUGAUUUAGUCCCAAUAGAAAUUUCCUAUACUCAUUAUCUAUAUCUGUCUCAAUGUUGAAAUUAUAGUCCCAUUUUGGAUUCAUGCAAAAUUUCAUGGAAAGAAGAUGGAGUAAUCACCCCUAUGUAUUUUCUAUAGAUUUGUAGCUGUUAAAAUGAAAAAUCAGAAGUAAGUUUCUGUAUUCUUAACAAAAUAGAAAUAAUAAAAGGCCUUAAAACCUCCUGCAUGUUUCUUAGAUGGAGAGAAAAUGUGUGAUAUCCUACAGUAUAAGCCAUACAUGAACAUGUGUCAACCUAAUUUCUUGCAGUUGGUCAUUAUGCAUUGAAUUUAAUCAAUUGUUUACAAAAAUUGUAUAAGUUACAAGUAAUAAAUUUUACAUUGCUGAGGUAAAACAAACUUGAUUGUUUUAAUGUUGCCUAUAUAUUAACUAAAGUUUCAUUUGAGUAAUUUUUGGUACAACACCUUGCUUUUUGGGUUGGGUGUGUAUUUGGGGGGACUGCUCUUUUAUAGAUGUAGUACAGAUUUGACAAUCUGGUAGAAAAUUGGUUGACAUAUGUUCCAUUUAUGCUAUUAGUAUUUUUGUCAGUACUUAUUAGUUACUUUUUCAGCUUAAAUAUAUAAUAAAGGUGAAGGUCAGUUAUUAAAUUCAGGUUGAAUUAAUAUAAACAAAAUUAAAAAUUUUAAGAAUCAAUGAAUAAGCUAUAGGCAUAAAGUUAUUAAUCUUAAUUGUCUUUAAUUAUUAUCUUUAUAUUGUGAAUUCAUUAUUAUUCAUGGGGUUCUAAAUUUUGUGUUUUUCAAUGGUAUGCCAAUUUAAUUUUUUUCUCAAAAUACAAGAUCCUGUUGGCUUGUAUGCAGAAUUUUCCGAAACCACGAAGGCAAGUAUCCAUGAAAAUAUAUUUUUUUCUCAAUCCACAAAAAUUGGUGCCAAUGAAAAUAAUAGAAUCCAAAAUAUAAUAAAAUUGCAUAGAUUAGAAUUCAAAUAUAUUUUAGAAAAUUUUGGAAAAUGUUUAGUAUAGAGCUUGUAUGAAUCAGUCGAUUAUGUUAAUUGACUUAAUAAAAAAAAGGAAAAGAUAUGUAAAAGCUAUUAUAUGGCUAUUAGAUUUACAAAAUGUGAAAUUCUUAGGGAAUAAGAAAUAUACAUCUAUUCAAAAAGCGCCACAUUUAUGUGAGUUACAACGGAAUUAAGCAAUUCUUGCCAACACACCUGAAUUCCGGAAUGAAUUUAGAUUGAUAAAUCAGUUUUGGUGGAAGCUAGCCAUAACAAAAAUCUGACCAAUAAUCAUAUUUAAUUGACAAUUACACCUUACAUAGAAGCAUGAAUUGUUGCUCUGCAAGAACUUUUCUCUGACCAGAACAAUUUCCCCUAUAACAUUCCACUAAGAAUAAGGUCUUCUUAUUCCCUCUGUCUUUCAGAUGACAAUCAAAUGUUGUAUUUUUUCGUGAUGUAUGAAAUUGCUUUGUUAUCUGCCACUUUAUUCAGAAUUUGUUUUGGAGUUUUUCAGAUAUUGGUCCAACUUUAGGACAGUGGAAGAUUUAGGGGGUAUACAGGGUGUUUCCCCUCUCCCCCAUUGAUCUGAAAAAAUAAAGUUUGUUAAAGGUGAAAGUGUUUUGGCUAUAUUUACCAUUUUUGACAAUUAUGCCUUCUCCCUUUUAUUCAGACCCUUGAUCCACCCCUGCUUUAGGAUGUGUCCUAAACAAUACAAGAGAAAAACUUAAAUAUUAUAAAAGAAGCUUUGGUUGCAGAGGACUAGUAAAAUUCAGAUUUUGAGUAAGGGUUUGUAAAUCCUGGUAAAGUAUAAUUAUAUCAUCUUUCACAAAUUUUCACUUCAACUUAUUCACAACCUUUGAAACCCAGCAGUAACCUUUGCACCAAAUAAGGACCUCUAUGAAUUAAUUACAGAAACAUACAGGAAAAAAAGAUGAAACAUGUAAAAUUUAUAUUUCAUCAGCUAUUGAAAAAUAUUCUUAAUUUAAUAGCAAAAGCCUGUUUUCACAAGCCACAAAAAGAUUACAAUUUCAAUGUGUAGUUUAUGAAAGUAAAAAAUAUGAAUUUGAUUUAGGUACAGACUCUAUCUAGAAUAGGGAUUCUUAAAUUGGCAUUAGAAACCCUAAUGCUUAUUGGCAAACAUUGUUUUUCUGUAACACAAUAUAUUGACAAUAAAUGAUUGUUAACUCUAUAAAGGAAUUAAAACAUAA